Molecule: messenger RNA, 690 nt
Organism: Exophiala bonariae
Lineage: Eukaryota; Fungi; Ascomycota; Eurotiomycetes; Chaetothyriales; Herpotrichiellaceae
Exons: 2
Coding region: 1-690 (229 amino acids)
Source: RefSeq, a predicted model, not a curated record
AUGUCUAUCAUCAAGCCAUUGACGCUUUUUAGUCACGGAGAUACUCCAAAUCCUACAAAAGUCGCGAUAAUCCUCAAAGAGCUCUCUAUCCCCUACAAAGUCGCAAUGAUUGAGUGGGACAAUCUACACAAAGAACCCUUCACCAAUGUCACGCCCAAUGGACGAGUGCCCGCCAUCGAUGAUCCAAAUACAGGUAUAACGUUGUGGGAAUCCGGAGCAAUCAUACAGUACCUCAUCGACACGUACGACAAAGAGGGUAAGAUCUCCUACAGCUCGUCUCCUGAACGAUAUCAGCAGGCACAGUGGCUAUUCUUUCAGACCUCUGGACAAGGCCCUUACUAUGGCCAGGCGGUUUGGUUUCACAAACAUCAUCCAGAGAGACUACCUACCGCAGAGGAGCGAUAUGUGAGAGAGGUAGAAAGAGUUAUUGGGGUGUUGGACUCUUGGCUGCAGCAGCAUGAUUACCUCGUUGGUGACAAAGUCACAUAUGCCGAUCUCAGCUUCAUCCCAUACGCCGCUGCUGUGCCGAGAAUGGAUUUCUUAAAUCAAUACGGCAAAAUUUUCGAGGGUGGGAAGUAUGCUGCGUAUCAAGCCUGGUUAGAGAAGUUAUUGGCGAGAGAUAGUGUGAAAAAGGGAAUUGAGCCGACGGCAGAACUGAUUGAAGGCGCAGCAAAUAAAAUUGCCAAGUGA